This is a messenger RNA of Trichoderma harzianum CBS 226.95, 1371 nucleotides long. RefSeq lists its product as hypothetical. The record is from RefSeq and is a predicted model, not a curated record. Lineage: Eukaryota; Fungi; Ascomycota; Sordariomycetes; Hypocreales; Hypocreaceae. Gene Ontology annotation, molecular function: transaldolase activity. Gene Ontology annotation, cellular component: intracellular anatomical structure. Gene Ontology annotation, biological process: carbohydrate metabolic process; pentose-phosphate shunt, non-oxidative branch. The coding region runs from base 19 to 1032 and encodes 337 amino acids. The transcript is spliced from 6 exons.
GUGACAUUAACAUACACGAUGCCGUCUCUACUAGAUGCUCUCCGGCAACACAGUGUUAUUGAUUGCGAUACACUAGACAGCGAAGUGGCCAAGAGUUUGGGGCCUUUUGUCGACUGCACUUCGAACCAGGCCAUUGCAUACUUCGAACUCACCAAGGUUUCCAAUGGGGACCCAUCCCUACACCAUGAAGUAUUGAUCCGAGAGAGUGCGAGAGACGCCGAUAGACUACAUGAGAUUCGAGGUCAAACGUCUUUACCCGAAUUCAUGGUCGAGAUUAUGAUGGUCAAGCUGCAGUUGUUGAUUGCUCCCUACAUCACAGGAUACGUGCAUGUUCAAACGAACCCCAAAUUGUCAUACUCACAGGCGGGAACGGUGGUCAACGCUCAAAGGAUUGUUGCCAUAUUCAAAGCAUUGGCGCCUGAUUUUGAUACCAAGCGUAUCUGUAUCAAAAUACCUGCGACUUGGGACGGUCUCUGUGCAUGUCGCACCUUGGAAGCCAACGGCGUAACUACGCUGGCGACAACUAUGUUUUGCAUGGAGCAAGCAGUUCUGGCCUCGGAUGCAAAUUGCACUUAUAUCGCGCCUUAUAUCAACGAACUGAAAGUGCAUUUUGAAACAGGGUACAUCGACCACAAUAAAGCUUUCGCAUUCUGCCGUGAAGCUCAGGCUUACUACAAUGCAUACAAUCAUCGCACCCGCGUUCUUGCUGCGUCUCUCACCUCUGUCGAUGAAGUGUUACAACUAGCAGGGGUGAAUCACAUCACAAUUUCCCCGAUACUUCUGCAUGCGCUAUCGCGUCUGGACGUUUCUAAAACGACAAAGAGACCGGGCCAGUAUUUUGCAGAUGAACCAGCCGCGAAGAGCUUGAAUGCCCUGAAAUAUGCCUCCAUUCUGCGAGAUGAGAGCGCUUGGAAACUUGCAUUCACAAGGAGCGGUUUUGGAACAAACGAAGGAAAGAUCAUCCAAGCCAUCAAUUACUUUUCCGACUUUCAAGAGAAACUGGAAGAGCUUGCUGGACGUUACGCAUCAUGAAGAGCACGUGGGCCACUUGCUUGCUAUUGCAUCGUUGAAAGAGCAAAUGUAUAUCUAUUUAGGGAAUCUCAUUAAAGGAAACCGACUUUAUUCUGCUGUUUAAAGGCUAACGUGCCGAAUGCGGUAGCAAAAGCACCGAUAGAGCCCUAGAAUAUCUGUGCGCGAGCACAGGACAAGUGAUGAUACAAAGAGGUUGCGAUGCGCUCACGUUUCUCGUCAUUGUUGAACUAACAAAGAAUUACACUCAGAGCGCAACUUGGGUGAGAUGGGACUCUCAAUUGAAGGCAUCAGAGUCUCAUCGAAGCGAGCUAUGGGAUAAUUUUACUUUCAUGAAGACUC